GUCGGAGGGCUGUGGUGCAAUUCCUCAAUUUAAACUUGUUAUGCAAAGACAGCAGCUCCGGCAUAUUUUCCCUGAAACUGUAGCUGUGUGUAAUUAGCCUCCGAGGUUCUCGGGGCGGGGUCGAACGUGUCGCUCACGGGUUUCUCUCUCUCUCUCUGUCGUCUUCCACAGGAGCUCGCCCUGAGGAACCAGCUGCCGACCAGUAUGGAGCAAGAUGGCAGCACGAACCCAGUGUCCUCUCCCAUGGCCCAGGACGCCCGCACCAUGACUGCCAACAGCUCCGACCCAUUCCUCAACAGCGGGACUUACCACUCCAGGGACGAGAGCACAGACAGCGGCUUGAGUAUGAGCAGCUACAGCGUCCCUCGCACUCCAGACGACUUCCUCAACAGCGUGGAUGAGAUGGACACAGGGGACUCUCUUCCGCCCUCCAUGGGGUCGCAGCCCAGCCGCUUCCCCGACUACCUGGACGCCAUCCCGGGGACGGACGUGGACCUGGGCACCCUGGAGGGGGAGAGCAUGGCGGUGGAGAGCGAGGAGCUGAUGCCCAGUCUUCAGGAGGCGCUGAGCUCCGACAUCCUCAACGACAUGGAGUCCGUGCUGGCCGCUACCAAGAUCGACAAGGAGAGCUUCCUCACAUGGUUAUAGAAGGCCCGGGGCGGGGGGUGCUACCCUUCCUCCUCUCUCUACACUCUCGAACUGCUGCCUGCUCUGAUCUGUGAAGGAGUCCUAGAAGCCUUUUUUACAAGACGUUUCAGCGAGGGCUCUCUGGACGUCUGUCUCGGGGCCAGAACCUCCUUUUUAAAUUUCUCCGAGGCAGCGUCGCUCUGUUCUUCUUCUUCUUCUCUUCACUGGUGUGUCGUCUCUUUUUACUUUUUGUCUGUGUCUUCAAGGCUGGCCCAUGAACAGACAAUUUACGCAAGGGUCCCCGAAUCUUUCACAGCUCUGUCCGUGAAUCUAGGGCAUCGCCACCUAGGGCAGGGGUCGCCC
Molecule: messenger RNA, 990 nt
Organism: Pleuronectes platessa (European plaice)
Lineage: Eukaryota; Metazoa; Chordata; Actinopteri; Pleuronectiformes; Pleuronectidae
Product: transcriptional coactivator YAP1
Exons: 3
Coding region: 205-648 (147 amino acids)
Biological process (GO): positive regulation of transcription by RNA polymerase II; hippo signaling
Cellular component (GO): nucleus; cytoplasm
Molecular function (GO): transcription coactivator activity; transcription corepressor activity
Source: RefSeq, a predicted model, not a curated record